AGACUUUUAAAGCAAAAGUAUGUGUGUGUGCCUUUAUGCGCGCGUCUGUCUGUUUGCCUGUCUGUGCUCUUUCUUUAUUUCUCCCUUUCCUCUCCCUCUCCAAGUCUCUCUGUAUCUGUUUCUCUCUCUUAAUCCACAGCCUCCUCCUUCCCCUCCCUCCUCCCCUCCUCUCCUACCCUCCCUUAUCCCUCGCUUCAACUCGGCUCUAGGCUUUCUUUCUCCCAGCACAUGUUCCUAGGGCGCCACCUCUUUGCGAGUCGCUCACUUCUUCAGCAGGUUUUGACUCCAGAGCGUGUGAACAUUCCAGCCCCAGCUCAGUUUCUAACCCUGCUCUAACCUGCACAAGCAAAGCAUGCUUUCCAGCCUGUAGAGCGGACCCGUCGUUGUACCUCCCGCUGCUACCAUUGCCACUGCCACCGCCACUGCCUCCACUGCCUCUGCUGCUGCCUCUGCUGCUUUUUAAAAAGAUCCCUCUGCAACCUGGCUCCCUAGAUAAAAAACGACGACAUACGCCUUUUUCAAAAGUGUGUGUGGAAUCAACUUUCUGUCUGAACACUGCAUCCAAGGAGGUUCCGAGACCACAAAGAUACAAUGUUCAGGAAAUUGUUUCAGCAGUGGAGCUUUGCAGUGUUUCUGCUGAGUUAUUCUGUUCCGGCUUGUGGGAGAUCAGUGGAGGGGCUCAGCCGCCGACUCAAAAGAGCUGUAUCAGAACAUCAGUUUCUCCAUGACAAAGGGAAAGUUAUUCAAGAUCUACGACGAAGAAUUUUUCUUCAAAAUUUGAUUGAAGGUAUUAACACAGCUGAAAUACGAGCUACCUUAGAGGUUUCUCCUAAUCCCAAACCUGCUACCAAUACAAAGAACUACCCUGUCCGCUUUGGAAGUGAAGAUGAAGGGAGAUAUCUACUAACUCAGGAAACCAACAAGGCACAGACAUAUAAAGAGCAGCCACUGAGGACAUCUAACAAGAAAAAGAAAGGCAAACCUGGGAAACGCAAGGAACAGGAAAAGAAAAAACGGCGAACUCGAUCAACUUGGUUAAACUCUGGAGUAGCUGGUAGUGGGAUUGAAGGGAUUCACCUAUCAGACAUCUCUGGGACUACGCUGGAUCUCAACUUACGUACAGAAAACCUAUGGGGUUUGAAAGACAGAUGAAAACAACACAAGAACACAUGAGCUGCAACCAAUGAUUUCUUAUCAUUCAAUACUCUUCUCCAUCUCACCAAUCUUUUCCCAAUUCUCUGGCAUACAAAAUGAUUUGUUUAUAGGCAAUUCUGAGCCUGAUAAUCAGCAUCACUUCCUGAAUUAGUUGACUAAAAUUUAGUUUGUAAAUUAUAUCAAGUGCCAAGUUAUUUGAUGUCAUUAGGAUAUCUAAAACAAUAAGUGAUAACAUCACUGAAAACUGCUUGGAUUCUAUGAAUGACUUAGCACAGAUACUGCUUCUGUAAAUUACAGUAAGGCCUAUAUAUCUUAGAUAAUUUGCUGAUAAUUAGUAAAUAUCUUCAACAUGUUUUAAGAUAUAUUCCUACAUGUACAUAUGCAUGAAAGUAAGUAAUGAAAACUAGUAAAAUUAAUUAUUAGAUUCCAUUUCUAUUUGAUUACUGCUACAUAUGCUAGAGGUCUGAAGAAGAUAACAUAAAUACUUUAUUAUGGAUUUUAUUGGCUUUAUUAUGGAUUUUAUUGGCUGACAGUUUAAGUUUUCAGUGCCCUUGAGUGUAUAGAGAAAUUAUGAAAAUAAACACCAGUUCUUGUAACAAGGGCCCAAAAGAAACCAGAGUAGAUCAAGUAAAAAUCAGACAUCGGCCUGAUGAAAUUAGGUCUCACACCCACACUUGUCUGCCAUGUGAAACUUUGCCCACAGGAUUGGCAGUCAAUCCAGUGCCUAAUAGGCUAAAAAGAAAUAUCUGUUUCUUCUUUCUAUUCUCUUAUUGUUAGAAGCCUCAUGGAACUAAGUUUUUCAGUUAUAGCAGAUAUUUGUAUUCUCUUAAUAUAGUAUUAUAGGCAAAUUAUAGAAGAAAGAAAGUCACUGGUUAAAAAAAAAAAAAAAAAGGAUGGGGCCAUUCAAAAUUUUUAAGCAUAUAGGAUAAUAAGCCAUAUAAAAUUUGUUUGGCUGACAUAUCUCUUAAGUUUAUAUUUAUAUAUCUCUUCAAUUAUAUUUAAGAAAUGUAAAUGUAUUUUAUGUUCUUUUUCAGCACUGAAUUAAGCCAAAUAAAACUUUUCAGAUACAAGUAUGAGACCACCAGGGGGAGAGGGCAUCUAGCCAUUCUUAAUGUCCUGCCUGUCUUAUUCUUUUCCUGGAGAGGGGAAAAAUACAUUAUUAACAAAAUUUUCUGAGAAUGGAAAAAAUAGAAACUGGUAAAAUAGUAAGCUUAGAAUACUUUAUAAUAUCUAUAGAGUUUUUGUCUUUUAAAAAUUAUCCAGAUAGCUUUUUUGUUUCUUUUCAUAUGAUAUGCACAGUAGGAAAUGGAUUGCUUUACUUUCUAAGAAUUACAUCAUGAUCAUGUUUUUGAUCUGACAUCUUACUGAAAUGUCAUAAUUCAGAAAAACAUUGUAAUUAUAACUUUAAAUCAGAUAUCUUCUUAGUAAAUGCCUUAGUAAAUAUUUAUUUGAGAAAGAUAAUAAUAUAUCAGAGUUCCUCAAUAAAUGAGAGGGCUCAGAAGGAUAGUGUGUUUGUAUAUGCAUGUUUGUAAUAAAAUGCACCUGUCCAUUGUACACAUGAAUUAUUUACUUAGAUGUUCCCAUAUUCAGGUGUGUGCAUAUGCUAUAGGUGAAAUCACAAGAGAAGACAAUGAGCAAAUUAACUGAGCAUUUUAAGAAGUAUUUUUAAAUUUUCCUUUGGUUCUUUCAUUUUGAUUUGGAAGGAAUAAUCAACAUAGUCUUAAUUCUUUACUUACUGAUUCUCAAUACAUUUCAUCAACUAGUAGUUAAUAUUGAAGACUUUUCAAAGCAGUGUUGUUUUGAAUGCAAUUGUUUGCCUUUCUCUUCAAACAAAUUGCUGGAUGGUAACUUGUGGGAAAUAUUAUAGAAAGAAUUUUUAUUCAGCAGAAGUUGAACUAGACAGAUUAAAGUCCCUUCCAAUUCUGAGACACUGGGAUUCAGUGAGUAAAUGAGUAAAGUCGGGAAAAUGACUGAAAAAGUAAAUAAUUUUCAGUCAUUUUCCUGACUUUACUCAUAAUAUAUGAGUAUACUGUCUUCUCUGCAUUUUGAAAAAUCCCAGUAUAAUUAGGAAUGCUAGUCCAUAGGUCAUAUUUAAAGAGUCAUGGUAUCAUUGACUUAGAGCUAGAAAAGACUUCAGUAGUUAUCUAUCUCCUCUUCUUACAAAGAAGCAAACUGCAAUUUAGAGAAAUGAGUUAUUUGCCCAAGAUCACAGAGGUAGUAAGUGACCAAGUUGGGAUUCAUAAUAAAACUUCUCUAAAUGUCUAGUAUGCCUUUUGCUUCAUACAACAAAUAAAACCCCUAAAUUGUCAAGAAUUUGUUCUUUUUAUGUGUCUCACACUCAUAUCUACCAUGUGAAACUUUGCCCACAAAUACCAAGUGUUAACUUAAUAAAAGUAAUAAAAGAACACAUGAGGAAGUAAAAUGCUGCUGUUUUUUAAAAGUCAAUUCACUUUAUCCCCUAAAUUUCAAUAUGUUUUCUUUCAUUUCUAAAUUAAUAUUCAUUGGCUAGGAGAAAUAAGCAGAGAAAUGUCUCAAUUUCAGUUUUGUUUUGUUUUGUUUUGUUUGCUUUAAAGUUGCAAUCAUUUAUGGUUUUCUAAAACUAUAGUAAGAUUAUUAGUAUUUAUAAGUACUGCUGAAGAUAAAUCUUUUGUCUGUCCCCCAAAUCAUAAAUGAAGAAUACUGUAUUUAAAUAUGAUUCACAUAUGUAACACAAUAUAAAAUUGAAUUCAUAUAUCAAUUAAUGUCAAAAAUUUUCAUUCUCGCCUAAGCGAGAAGUUUUCAAAAUGGAUUCAAAAUGACAAAAUGGUAGGCCAAAUGAGACAGCAUCAAGAGGAAAACUGAGCAAAAACAGUCAAUAUCUAGGUUAUGCAAUUAUAGAAAUCACAGAGGAUCUGCCUAAAGCUUUGUGUAAAGGCAGGGAGUAUAGAUGAGAUAUUUUACACUUCUACAUCAUUUUCAAGUUCAUUUUUUUCUCUCUCUCUCUACCAUGCUUAGAAGGUCUCUGUAAGUUUUCUUUUCUGACAGCUUUAGCAGAAAUACUUUUCCUUCUGAUAAUUUUGUUUUAAUACAGAUAGCAGUUUCAGUUUCACAGGCUUAGUGAUUUGAAAGUGGUUAUCUACAAACUUUCCUAUUGCUUUGUCUGUCCUCAAAUCAUGUGUCCAAAGAAAUUCUAAAGGGAUAUUUGGGCUCUACUUUACUCAUUGCUAUUCCUUAACUCCUUUGGAGGAAAUAUUUAAGAGUUAACAUGUCUUUUUUACUUUGUUAUGUUAUGUUCUUUAAUUUUACGCUUUUCAUGUUUCACCAUUUCAUAUGUAAAGAGAAUUAAUCGAUUUCUCUCUUUUUUCCCCCUUUUUUCUUUGCAGGAGGCAUUGAAAUUUUCAUCUGAGGACUUCAGAAAACAUAUUGCAGUAUUCUGUAAUAGUAAACAUAUGGAAAGUAUUAGAAAUAUUUAUUGUCUGUAAAUAAUGUAAAUGCAUUGGAAUAAAACGGUGCCCCUUCUCUAUUGCUCAAUGAAUUGGCACAUUGGUCAUUGUGAAUUUUCUUUUUUCCCUCCAGGCUAAGCCAAUUAUUAUCCCAUUUUAUCAUAAUUUAUUUUUUGAAUGAUGUAUUUAUUUUGUAAAUGUAUCUUGGUGCUGCUGACUUAAUUUUUUUGUAACAUAAUGCACUUUAGAUAUACAUAUCAAUUAUGUGGAUAACUGACACAAGUAAGUGUUGCUAUUUGUGGUUCAUUUUAAUGAAUGCCUAAGUAUAAUUGUUCAAACUGCUUUUCCUCUCUGCAUGUAAAAAUAGCAGUAUUUUGAAUUUGUAAAGAAAGUCUAAUAAAAUAUAAUCUACUUA
This is a messenger RNA of Antechinus flavipes (yellow-footed antechinus), 4992 nucleotides long. RefSeq names its product parathyroid hormone like hormone (gene PTHLH). The transcript is spliced from 4 exons. Gene Ontology annotation, biological process: bone mineralization; regulation of chondrocyte differentiation; osteoblast development. Gene Ontology annotation, cellular component: extracellular region. NCBI's taxonomy places the organism in Eukaryota, Metazoa, Chordata, Mammalia, Dasyuromorphia, Dasyuridae. The coding region runs from base 592 to 1152 and encodes 186 amino acids. Gene Ontology annotation, molecular function: peptide hormone receptor binding; hormone activity. The record is from RefSeq and is a predicted model, not a curated record.